Molecule: messenger RNA, 1284 nt
Organism: Cuscuta campestris
Lineage: Eukaryota; Viridiplantae; Streptophyta; Magnoliopsida; Solanales; Convolvulaceae
Source: the annotation of a GenBank genome assembly
GCACACACCACAAGAUCGAGGAUAAGUAGUGACAAAUCCGAGGACAAUUAUUAAACCAUAGAGAAAAACAAUUUCAAGAUUAUGACGAUGAUAAUGAAAGAUAUCCAUACUAGAAGAGUCGCAAAGCGAGAAGAGCCACCGCAACCGCCGCCGCCGACUUAUAAUAACACAAGUACACCUCGAGGCAGCGUGGCGUCGCCGCCGCUUUCGUCGUGCUCUUCCUCUCCCUCCCACGACGACUUCUCCUUCACCAUAUCCCUCCAUCCAUCCUCCGCCGAGAUCCCCGCGGCCGACGGACCCAAAACCAAACCCUCCACGCCAUCGUUCACCGCCGCCGCCGACUUAUCUCCGGCGGACGAUAUAUUCUUGCACGGCCACUUGCUCCCCCUCCGCCUCUUGUCCCACCUCCCAAUCUCCCCCCGCUCCUCCACCAACUCAGUUGACAGUUUUACCCUUCCCAUCAUAAAGAAUAACUUCCAAAACUCCACAACUACUACUACCCAUUUAGCACCCCAAAAAGACACUAAGCCAUCCAAUAAAGACUCAAAACCCAAAUCUCCCUUCUCCUUUUUCCGCUUGUCAAAGCGGAAAAAGGAGAUUCCCCUUAAGAACAAGACAGACCGGUCAAAAACCGAUCCGACCGUUCUUAAGGGGCUCAGUCAUUCGUAUUUAGACAAGGAAGAAAAAGACGACUACGACAAGGAGAAACAAUGGAAGAAGCUUAAAUUUGAGAUAGCCCACGCCGUGAAAAGGUACGUGAGGAUGAUGAAACCCCUCUUGUCGUCCUUCAAGAGCGGUGGCGGCGGCGGCGGCGGUGGCCGGAGAAAAGUGGAAGUUGACCGGAAGGCGCAUUCGUUUUCCUCCGGGACGAUAAGAGUGACGAGAUCGAGCCGGAGCGAUAACAAUAUCAUCAACAAAAGAUCGGCGGCGGCGUUCGGGGGCGGGCGGGGGUUGGGAGCAGGGGAGUACUCUGCACCGGCAUCCACCAGAACAUCGCCAACAAACAGCGGCCUCUUGGUGGCGCCGCCUCGUCCGCCGCCUUCAGAGAGCACGAUGGAGGAGCUGCAAGCCGCCAUCCAAGCUGCCAUUGCUCAUUGCAAGAAAUCCAUUGCGGUUGAGGAAGGAGAAGACCAGAGGAAAUCCAAUGCUACUGUUGCUUGAAUCUUUCUUUGGAUUAUCUGUUAAGUGGGCCCUGUUGAUUUUUCUAUAUUAGUGUAUAAUGCUAUAAAUGAGAUGUUUGUUCAUACAAUCUACCUAGCUAGCCAAUUAAUGGUUUUUCAUAUU